CUAGACUCUAGAUCUUUAUUUUAGAUUAUUUUAUCUGGCGCCCCCGAUACUGGAGGAAGUGCGGUGUCUGCUAGAUCUGAGUUUCAUAACUAGUUUUUCUAAAAUACACCUAGAAUCUAGUCAUUCUAGUGAUCUAAAUCGAAAACGAUUGAUUUUGGUCGGUCACUAGUCACUAUAAAAGGUUUUCUAAAAUGGUUAAUGAUAUACGGACUUUAGGGAAGUCAGGCAAAAGGUUUACAAAUUGGGCAAAAACUUAUACAUGUUCUCCUGAACUCUUUUUUGAACCAGAAACAGAGGAUGAGAUUAGAAAGAUUCUUGCUUUUGCUCAAAAAAAAGGGAAAAAAGUUAAAGUGGUUGGCUUUGGACAUUCACCUUCUGAUUUAGCAUGUACCACAGAUUUUAUGAUCAGUCUCUGUCGAUAUAAUAAAGUUUUGAAUAUUGACAAAGAAAUGCUUCAAGUGACAGUACAGGGUGGAUGCUUACUUAAAGAUUUAAAUGAUAAUAUUCUACCUGCCAAUGAUAUGGCGUUGUCUGUGCAAGGAGCUGUUUGUGAUUUAACUGCAGCUGGGGUUAUCAGCACUGGUACUCAUGGAACUGGAGCCAAUUUUGGAAUCAUCUCUUCUUAUGUUGUAGGCCUUACACUAAUGAAAGCCUCUGGUGAAGUGAUUGCUAUAAGGAAAGAUGACAAUCCUGAACUGUUAUCUGUUGCUGCUCUUAGUUUGGGGUCAUUAGGAGUAAUUCUGUCUGUCACUCUGCAGUGCGAGAAAGCAUUCAAACUGCAUUGCAAACAGCUUCCUAACUCAUUACAAAAUGUAUUGGAGAACCUUGAAGUAUAUGUAACAAGUUCAGACCAUUUUCGCUUUUUCUGGUACCCUUAUACAGAUUCAGUUGUUUGUUUUAAUGCCACUAGAACAAAUGAGGAGCCUCAAAUGAAAUCUAGUUGGAUUUGGGAAAUGGGUGUUGGGUAUUAUCUCCUCCAAGUUUUGUUAUGGAUUAGCACAUUCUUUCCAAGACUCGUACCAAGUAUAAACAAGCUGUAUUUUAACCUUUUGUGCUCUAAAGCAGUCGAAAGAAUUGAUCGCAGUGACAAAAUCUUUAAUUUUAAUUGUUUAUUUAAACAAUAUGUAAUGGAGUGGGCUAUUCCUAGGAACAAAGUCGCUGUUGUACUCUAUGAAUUAAAAGAGUGGAUAGAAAAGAAUAACUUCCCUGCACAUUUCCCUGUAGAGGUCAGAUUUGUUAAGGCUGACAAUAUCUAUCUAAGUCCAUGUUACAUGCAAGAUUCAUGCUAUAUUAAUAUAAUCAUGUACAGACCAUUUAACAAGUUAGUUUCUCAUGAAACUUAUUGGAAUGAAUAUCAGAGUAUUGUGGCAAAACAUGGAGGCAGGCCACACUGGGCUAAAGACCAUAAUUUUACUGGAGCUGAAUUCUCUAAGUUGUACCCUAAAUGGAAUGAAUUCUGUGCUGUUCGUGAGAAGAUGGAUCCUAAUGGAAUGUUUCUAAAUGCUAAUUUAGAGCGUGUAUUUAACACCCGUCCAUCCCCACCCAGGACCUACGUUUGAGGAUGUUAUAAUGAUGCAGGGUUAGACUAUUUCUCCAGUGUUUGACAAUAGUGAUGAGUGAAAAGCAGACACUGCUUUUUAAAUUUUUGUCUAAAUUAUUGACAUUAUUUUUUUGUUGAAAGAAAAUUUAUAUAAAUUUAAAUGUAUCUGACAAAACAAUUUUUAAAAUUAACCAUUCCAAUUGAUUUUACAAUUAUACCCAUUUAAAAAUAUAAUUUCCAUUUGUUUUUCUUGUGGUUUAACCAGACAUUUUUAUUGCUAUUGUUCACUUGGAAUAUUUUUUUACUGGAACUUAAAAGGUUUGAUAGAUUCAUAUUGUUUUUUGCUUUUGAUGCCUAAGGUAUAUACAAAAAAUGAACAGAUCACUGAUCUCUUAAAAAAUAUUUUUAAAUAUACAUGACACUUGACUUUUGAUGUGAAAACUUUGUUCUUUUAUAUUUUUUUUUUUUAGUUUCAGGGUAUAAAUAAAAAUUUGGAAUAGAAAAUCAAGUUUAAAAUUGUAUCAAAGUAAGUUUAAAUAAAAAUUCAUAUGAGAUCUGUUUAUCUAACAUCUUAACACUAGUCAUCUGAAUACUUUUCAACCAUUUAUCUAAUUUUUGGUUAAUCAAAGAGUAUUCACUAUGGCAUUUAAUUUCCUUAUAUGGAAAAUGUUAUCAUUGCUGAUGAUUUAUACUGUUGUGCUGUGCAGUAUUUACCUAGUACUGUUUCUUCAUUGAUUUGUUUAUGCACUAAAUAAAGAACUAAAUUUAAAAUACAAAAUUUUAUAGUUCUUAUGAAUAAUCAAAAGUGAGAAUUUUGUUUAUCAGUUUCAUUUUUUAAAUGCAUUAUACUUUAUACACAAUACAACUUUGGAAAAUUAGCUUUUUUAUAAAAAAUUAAGUGACAAUUCUGCUUACUAAAUCAUUAUUAGAUUAGUAAUGUUAUAUAAUUUAUAUAUUUUUAAUAGACUUUCCUAGUCAUGAAACAAACCAUACAGGUUAAUUUAUCAUAAUUAUACAUCCAAAUGGCUGUUCAUUUUUAUAUUUUAAAAUAAAUUUUUAAAAUAUAUAAAUUUGCCUUUUUUGUGAAAUCACUUGUAACUUUCAAAAAGGCAUGGUUGAUGUAUUUUCAUGAAUUACUCAUUGUAUUUCAUUUAUUAAACCCCUUUAAGAUCAUUUUAUUUGAAACAGCAUUAUCAGAAACAAUGUAUUUACUUUACAACAUUUUUAUGUUUGAAAAACUUGACAAUCAUGGAGUCAUAGCAUUAUGAAAGCUUUAUCAUGUUAAUUAGGAUGUUAAUUUAAUUCUUGUUGAACAGAGAAAUCUAAUAAAAAUAUAAUUGUUAAAAUUCAAGAUUAAGUGUUUUUCAUCAAACCUUAUAAAACACUGU
Physella acuta is the source of this 2928-nucleotide messenger RNA. RefSeq names its product L-gulonolactone oxidase. Gene Ontology annotation, molecular function: D-arabinono-1,4-lactone oxidase activity; FAD binding. Gene Ontology annotation, cellular component: membrane. The record is from RefSeq and is a predicted model, not a curated record. NCBI's taxonomy places the organism in Eukaryota, Metazoa, Mollusca, Gastropoda, Physidae.